Paramecium sonneborni is the source of this 814-nucleotide messenger RNA. NCBI's taxonomy places the organism in Eukaryota, Ciliophora, Oligohymenophorea, Peniculida, Parameciidae. The record is from the annotation of a GenBank genome assembly.
AUUAUUAAAUGUUUCUAGGAAAAGCAGGAGUUAUGGCAUUAUAUGCAAAAAGGAAAUUUGAUCAAAAAGGUAAAUUACCACAUUAAUACUUAUUGGAUCAUCAAUCAAAAUUCUAAUCAUAAUUAAAAAAGAAGAAUAUUUACACUAUUUCAUAAUAUCCUAAAGGAGCUUGGUUUUUAGGCAUGGUCUUUUUUAUUUCAGGAAUUUCAUUGUUAUACAUUUUACUUAAGUAUGAUAAAGGAGAUCUAACUUUAUGGUGGAGAUAUUUUAUUAUCAUUGGAAUGACUAUGUAUUCUAUUUCUAAUAUCUAAAUAUUAGAUUGGGCAUCGUUUUCUUGACUACUGUUGAUCGAAUCAAAUAUGAAAUACAUAAAAAUCAUCAAAUCUUAUUAAUUGAAAGGAUGAAUCCUUUUCUCUUCUGUCGUAAAAUUACAAUCAUCAAAGAUUUAGAAUAAUUAGAUGAUAUUAGAAUUACAAAAAAAGGUCACAAAUCAGUUGAAUAUUAUACUAUUCAAUUUGUUUUUAAAGAAUCUAAAGUUGAUACACUUGAAUAUAAUGAAUUAAGAGAAACUAAAUUAAAAUUUACAGAAAUUACAACAUUUCUAGACUAAUAAAAAGAUCUAGGAAAAAUUAAAAUUGAAUAAGAAGCAGAUCCAUAUUAUGAUUUCGUAAACAAUUCUAACAUUAAUAAUAAUGAUAAUAAAAAACCAAACUUAUAAGAAAUGCAUAAAGUUAAUUAAUCAUCUUAUGAUAAUUUAGAAAAUCAAAGAUCAACAUUUUAAGAAAAAGAUAAAGAGAAUGAUGAAUUAUUAUGA